Messenger RNA from Clonostachys byssicola, 1782 nucleotides. NCBI's taxonomy places the organism in Eukaryota, Fungi, Ascomycota, Sordariomycetes, Hypocreales, Bionectriaceae. The record is from the annotation of a GenBank genome assembly.
AUGGGUCUCUACACUGACCUUCCAGCAGAUAUCAAUGCUGUAGACGUCAUCAUCGCCGGUGGAGGCACCGCUGGCUGCAUCGUGGCAUCCAGACUUGCCGAUGCUGACCCAAACCUGUCCAUUGUGGUCGUCGAGGCUGGCCCCGACGGAGCUGGGAACCCCAGCGUGGACUAUCCCGUCUUCUUCUUGGGGAAUAUCCACCCUACCUCUAGCGUGUCGACCUUUUACAAGAGCAAGAAAUCCAGCUUCACAGGCGAUCGCGAUAUUUUCGUCCCCACCGGCAAUGUGCUCGGUGGUGGUUCGGCCAUCAACAUGAUGUACUACAAUCGUGCUCAGCGCUCGGACUGGGAUUCGUGGAAUGUGCCCGGUUGGUCUGCCGACGAGCUACUCCCGUAUAUGAAAAAGCUUGAAUCCUACCAUGGCCCGGGCUCUAUGGACCACCACGGAACUGAUGGCCCGAUCCAAGUAUCUACAGGCACUUAUGCUUCUCCCAGAAUACAGGAGCAAUGCAUCUCGGCGAUGAAGGAGCUCGGGUGGCCGGAGAUUGAUGACUUCUUCAGCGCAGAGAGCUGUAAUGGGGUUCAGCGCCCUGUUCGAUACAUCUCUCGUGAUGGUAAGCGCCAAGACACGGCAUCGCGGUACCUGAGACCUCGUCUCGAAGACAACAAGCAUCCCAAUCUCCAUGUCGUUGUUGGCACCAAGGUCAUCAAGGUUCUGAUUGAGGGUCAGCGAGCCACCGGUAUAGUGCUCAAGGGCAGUGCGGCAGAGGAGCGCACGAUCCGAGCCAACAGACUGGUUGUUGUAUCCGCGGGCACGUUUGGUACACCCGCAAUCCUGGAGCGGUCCGGGGUUGGCAGUGCUGAGGUCCUGGAGCGUGCUGGCGUCACUCAGGUUGUCGACCUUGCCGGUGUCGGAAGGGAGUAUGAAGACCACAGCAUGGUGAUGUACUCGUUCAAGUCUGCUCUGGAGCCCGAGGAGACUAUAGACGGGAUUCUGAGGGGCAAGAUGAACCCCGCUGAGCUGAUACAGAGCAACCACGCGAUUUUGGGAUGGAACACCGUGGAGGCUUCACUUAAAAUCCGGCCAAGUGAGAAGGACAUUGCUACAUUUUCUCCUGAAUUCAAGGAGCAUUGGGAUACCGAGUAUAGAAACAAGAAGGAUAAACCUUUGGUUUUGAUGGCUCUGAUCUGCACCUAUCCUGCGGAUCCCACUGGGGUUCCUGACGGACAGUAUUUUGGCAUGCCCGUCUUCACUGCGGACACUCUCUCGAAGGGUCACCUCCACAUUACUGGUCCGGGCUUGGAUGAUCCCGUCGAUUUUGACAUCGGGUGCCUUUCAGAUGAAAAGGGGAUUGAUCUUCAGAAGCACAGGUGGGCGUACAAGAAGCAUCGAGAGAUUGCCCGCCGUAUCGGUGUCUAUCGUGGAGAGUACGCACCUGAUCACCCUCCAUUCCCGUCCGACUCGAAGGCAGCGUGCGUUGAACUCGAUGGACCACCUCAGAACGUGAAAGACAUCGAGUAUUCAGCCGAGGACGAUGCCAUUAUCGAUGCUUGGGUACGGGAUAAAGUCAACUCGAUAUGGCAUUCCCUCGGUACAUGCAAAAUGGCCCCGGUUGAAAACUACGGUGUCGUCGGCCCCAAUCUGAGUGUCCAUGGGAUCCAGGGCUUGAAGUUGGUUGAUUUGAGCAUCGCCCCGAAGAAUGUGGCUGCCAAUACGAACCAUACAGCACUUGUGAUUGGAGAAAAGGGGGCGGAUAUUAUCAUCAAGGAGCUCAAUCUUUGA